Nematolebias whitei (Rio pearlfish) is the source of this 1637-nucleotide messenger RNA. RefSeq names its product zinc finger protein 85-like. The record is from RefSeq and is a predicted model, not a curated record. Lineage: Eukaryota; Metazoa; Chordata; Actinopteri; Cyprinodontiformes; Rivulidae. The coding region runs from base 180 to 1637 and encodes 485 amino acids. The transcript has 2 exons.
AACACCAGAAGAAGAGUGACCGGAAGUACCUUUUUAUGCUAACGAAGAUAAGAAAUGUGAGGUAUUGUGCUACUACGAGUUAAUUUUCUGUAACUUUUACAGUAAUUUCAUUUUCUUGAUUUCGGUUCGUCUGUACCCGUUCCGAAACUAUUAUUUAAAGGAAAGUUUAGCUAACAGAGAUGAGGAGACAGCAGGCUGAACAACGAGAGGAAGUGGCUACGGAAAAAAUGUCCGAGUUUCUGGAAACAACAGAUGCAGAUUAUAAAGAGGAACGAUGUCGUUUAAAGGACAAACAGCAACACAACAAAACUCAAAAUGCUGUUUUCAACCCAAAAGCUCAGCUUCACAGAUUAGAUGUUCAGCAGAUGGUGCUGAUUAAAGAAGAAGCUCCAGAUGUGCAGAUGCUUGGUGUGGAACAACAGGAUCCAGAGACCCUCAACAUAAAGGAGGAAGAGGAGGAACUGUGGACCAGUCAAGAGGGAGAGCAGUUUUGUGUGAAAAAGGAGACUGAUGACACCGGGUUUGCAUUCACUGCUGUUCCUUUGAAGAGUGAAGAAGAUGAAGAGAAACCUCUGUUUUUACAGCUUCAUCAGCACCAUGUAAAAGAGGAAGAUCUUCCAACCAGUAGCUCAGCUGACCAGAUGAAAGCAGCAACUGGUGGAGAGGACUGUGGAGGAGCAGAGACUACCAGGAACCCAGAUCUAAAGACUUAUGGAGAUGAUUGCAGCUCUUCAGAGACUGAAGUCAGUGAGGAUGAUGAAGGUGAUGAUGUGAAUGACUCUGACUCUCAUCUAAAAGACUUAUCAGACUCUGGAUCAGAACCUGAAGAUGGUGACAAAGACUGGAAGGAGAGCAGAGCUCCUGAGUCAGGCGUAAACACUGUCAACAAAUCUUGCAGCUUCACUGAGCAUGAGAAACAAUUUCACAAGAGAAGUCCAUCAGCGAUGUCUUCAAGUUGUUUGUUUAUCAAGGAAUGUUUUGAAGUGAAGAAAACUGGAGGCUUAAUCAAGAAAAAACUGUCAAGACAGAACUCAUUUAGUUGUGAAGACUGUGGAAAAAGGUUUAAACAAAAGGACCAUCUAAAGACACACAUGAUAGUUCAUACAGGACAGAAAGCAUUUACUUGUGAUCUUUGUGGACAAAGUUUUGGACGGAAGUCAACUUUAAACACACACAUGAUGGUUCACACAGGACAGAAAUGGUUUAGUUGUGAAGACUGUGGAAAAAAGUUUAACAGAAAGAGUAAUCUAAAGACACACAUGAUAAUUCACACGGGACACAAAGCAUUUGCUUGUGAUUUUUGUGAACAAAGGUUUGGACAUAAGUCAAAUUUAAACAGACACAUGAUAGUCCACACAGGACAAAAACCCUUUGCUUGUGAUUUUUGUGGACAAAGGUUUGGAUGGAAGUCUACUUUAAACUCACACAUGAUAGUCCACACAGGACAGAAAUGGUUUAGUUGUGAAGACUGUGGAAAAAGGUUUAACAGAAAGAGUAAUUUAAAGGCACACAAGGUAAUUCACACAGGACAAAAAACAUUUGCUUGUGAUGUUUGUGGACAAAUGUUUGGACAUAAGUCAAAUUUAAACAGACACAUUAUGGUCCACACCAGAGAAAAGCAGUUUAGCUGUGAAUAA